This is a messenger RNA of Hibiscus syriacus, 477 nucleotides long. Its product is annotated as VQ motif-containing protein 25-like. Gene Ontology annotation, cellular component: nucleus. The coding region runs from base 30 to 470 and encodes 146 amino acids. NCBI's taxonomy places the organism in Eukaryota, Viridiplantae, Streptophyta, Magnoliopsida, Malvales, Malvaceae. The transcript has a single exon. The record is from RefSeq and is a predicted model, not a curated record.
CCAACUCUCCAUCGUGUCAAUAAUUUGGCAUGGAGAAUUUGAUGAUGAUGAAGAACCAAACCAGAAUGUCUCCUCCAACACCAUCAUCACUGUCCAUCCACAAGGAUUCACAAACAAUAUCGAAGGCAAAGCCGAAGAUACGCAUAAUCCACAUAUUUGCACCAGAGAUCAUCAAGACUGAUGUCGCCAACUUCAGAGAACUGGUGCAAAGACUCACCGGAAAACCUCCUCAAUGCAAAAAGAAACCGAAAAAAGGCGACAAGCCGGUGGCCGCCGAGAAAAUGGAGGCGAGAAUCGCAGGCUCCGAAACUGCAGGGAGGGUUAAGGUAGAAGAUGAAGAAAGUAUGUGGGGGAGUUCAGGUGGUUUCUUAAGUGAUUUGGAUGGAUAUAUUCAGGAGCUUGCUGGUGAAUUUCCUUUUGAUCCUUCUCAUCUCAUGCAUGGAUUUCAAGAAACUCAAUUACUUGCAUAGUUUGAUU